AUGUCGUCUCUGAACGGUGAACCAAUCAUUGUUUCUGGUGGGACUGCAGGUCUGGCUCACUAUCCUCAUGCCAGGCUUGCCCCAGGUGGCCAAACCCGGACCCUGUACAUAUCCGGCACAAGUAGCAGACUUCCUGACGGGACUUUUGAUGGUGUGAAAGUCAACGAGGAUGGAAGCCUCAACUUCGAUGUCCGGCAACAAACGUUUACAAUCAUUCGCAACAUCGAAGCAAUCAUCAAGAACGCGACUGCCGGCCGUGGCAACCUCGGAAAUAUAAUCGACGCUACAAUCUUUUUAGUUGAUAUCGGCAAAAAUUACAGUGGCAUGAAUGCUGUAUGGAAUGAGUUUUGGCCCCGUGUCGACACAGCCCCAGCAAGGACAACUAUCGGGGUUAAGGAGCUCCCUAGCCCGAAAAUUGUUGUCGAAUUCAAGUGCACCGCUCUGAUCGAUGUAGAUGGAUGA
Messenger RNA from Fusarium odoratissimum NRRL 54006, 462 nucleotides. RefSeq lists its product as uncharacterized. NCBI's taxonomy places the organism in Eukaryota, Fungi, Ascomycota, Sordariomycetes, Hypocreales, Nectriaceae. Gene Ontology annotation, molecular function: deaminase activity. Bases 1 to 462 code for a protein of 153 amino acids. The record is from RefSeq and is a predicted model, not a curated record. Gene Ontology annotation, cellular component: mitochondrion; cytosol. The transcript has a single exon.